Messenger RNA from Anopheles nili, 3891 nucleotides. RefSeq lists its product as uncharacterized. Gene Ontology annotation, cellular component: nucleus. NCBI's taxonomy places the organism in Eukaryota, Metazoa, Arthropoda, Insecta, Diptera, Culicidae. The transcript has a single exon. Bases 1 to 3891 code for a protein of 1296 amino acids. Gene Ontology annotation, biological process: regulation of DNA-templated transcription. The record is from RefSeq and is a predicted model, not a curated record.
AUGGUAAUGUCGCCCAGCAGACGACUGUCUUCGCCAGGAAUCGCUGCUCACCCUAUGAAUAUGCAUUUGAGCUCCCUGCAACUGAAUUCCCAGCUGCAACUGAACGCUCAAAUGCACCAAAAGCUGACGGCUGGACUGACACCGAAUCAUAUGAGUGGAUUUUUUAAAAGCCCUUCGACUUCUCCUGGUAGCAUUAAUGCGAAUAUGAGCAACAGUGGCGCUAGCGCCUUGACUAACUCCAGCCACGCCUCGUCUAACGCGACAUCCAACGUUAAUAGCGAUCGUAGUUCUCGUGAUAACACCACACCCACCGGCGGUAAUAGCAGCAAUAGCAUGCCUUCCGUCACUGAGUUAUCCACACAUCCGCUCAAUCGGCUACAAUCAAUGCAGCCUUUCGACUUCCGCAAACUGUCGGCCGCCGCCGCCAGCCUGAGUAACUUCACGGCGGCAGGACUGCCACCACCGAGGCUCAGUCCGGAAGCAGCCGUCGCUCAGCAUCAUUUUAACCAGCACCAGGCAGCGGCUGCAGCUGCCUAUGCUGUGACAACAGCCAAAAGACGUAACUCACAGACAUCGCUUGACGCGCAAUCGGCUGUGUCCCGUGAGCAAGCUGCUGCUGCGGCAAAUUUCAUGAACCUUUCAAUGAGUGGGCACGGCCUUCCUUUUCCUCUUGCGCCACCGCCGCCUCCUACCUCGGUAGCUAUGUCGCUAGCGAACUCGCUAAAUCACUCCGCGGCAGCAAUGGCGGCUGCCGUGUCCGGCAAUCCAUUGGCGGCCAGUUUUGUAGCUCAAUCGUUUCCGAAUCUUUUGGCAGCUUCAACAGCUCGCGAAUCAAGUCGCAGUAAAUCGCCUCACUCGCAUCAUAAGCUAUCGCAUAAGCCGCCAGCCUUGCAAGAACAACAUAAGGGUUCUUUGGAGAAGGGGAUUCCGAACGAUGGGUCAAGUAGCCGAGAUCACAGGAUCGGAGAGGGAGAAAGAGAUGCCUCUCUUCACCCUGAACAACGCGAUCGUGAGCGCGAAAACGUCCUAAACCUGAGCCGAGAUCUGGCGGCUGCAGCUGCAGCCGCAAAUCGUCGGCUUCAGCAGCCUUCUGUAGCCAUGUCUCGCAUGCAUCAUCUUCCACCUUCCUCUGGAGGCGGUCACCUGAAAAAACCACCUUCCUCUCCGAGUAGCAAGCGACAAUGGGGAGCGAUCCCACCUAACCUUGGAACGCAAUACGUAAACCCAGCGACGGGGAAGAAACGUGUUCAGUGCAAUGUAUGUUUCAAGACAUUCUGUGAUAAGGGUGCUCUGAAAAUCCACUUCUCAGCAGUGCACCUGCGAGAGAUGCACAAAUGUACGGUGGAGGGCUGCAGCAUGAUGUUCAGCUCACGCCGUUCGCGUAAUCGUCACAGCGCAAAUCCGAACCCGAAACUGCAUUCGCCUCAUCUGCGGCGCAAGAUUUCUCCCCAUGAUGGUCGCAGCGCGCAGCCGCAUCCGAUUCUCCUUUCGACUGCAGGAAUGCCUCUUCCUAAUGGUCUCAGCCCGUUGCACCCGUUUGGCCCUGCCUUUCCACUCAUUCCACCGGGAGACCACUUGCGUGGACAUCCCUCAUUGUCAGCUCUCGAGUUUAAGGCGAACAUGGAGGCCAGCAUGCAUCGUCGACUUGCGGCUGAACAUCAUCAUGCCCAAGCAGUUGCGGAAAAGCAUCAUCGUGAAAGUGCUCGGGUUUCGUUGAGCCCAGAGAACUAUCGGUACCGCAGCAGUCCUCACAGUGACACCCCUGAUCGGUAUGUGGGCUCAUCAUCAGGAGCGUCUUCUGCGGCGCCGCACCUAAACAGCUCAGGAAGCCGGCUGGAUGAUGAGGACGGUGAUGAAGACGAAGAGGAUGAUGAUGAGCGAAACGGAAUCGUCAUCGAUGGCAACGAUGUUGACGAUGAUGUGGAAGGGCAUCAGUUCGACAUGUCACUUAGCUCAGAGUCAGAGGAUGUGAAAUCUUUUGGCAGACCGGAUGAUGAUGAGGAUGCUCUGUCGGAUCGGGGGGAUGAGGAGCCACAGGAUUUUAGCCUGUCCAAACGGCGUAACAGGCCUUCGUCGGACGGAGAAGACAUCGCGAGUAACAAUGGGGACAGUAAUAGUGAGGUGACACGGGACGAUGUAAACGCGUUUCUUUCGAGCAACAAACGUAAGAGGAAAAGCCUCAAUCCCACCAAAUGCGCCGUGGCUCCGUCAUCUCAUUUGUCAAACAACGAUGAAGUCGAAGAGAAGGAACAUUUGGAGCAGAUGGACGGUGAAGCUCGCGUGGCUGUUGCGCCAUUCGAGAAAAAAAUCAAGAUGGAAUCGAUCGAAGAUGAUCAGCCACUUGCUUUGCUAAGCCCGAGUCAAAAGUCAUCACCUCAACCGGAUUCGCCACGCGAGGAGACGACGAUCGAUGCGCCAAAGCUGCAGAACGGAAACCGCAAUAGAGAAGGCAAAAAAGAAACUGAUUAUGACCGCCACAAUGCGGCAUCACCAAACAUCGAUCGGCGAUCUUCGACUGAAGAGAGCAAAAACAUCAGUUCACAUGACACGGUUCGUGUUAAAACGGAGCCGGUUGACGAAGGACUACAGGAUCAAGGUCCAACGGAAGCUACUGAUCUAUCACUGGAUCUUUCUAAAAAAAAUCCACGUUCCAGUCCUGAUGUGAACGCAAACGAAAAAUUGCAAAGCAAGUAUUCGAUAGAUGUACGACCUUCGUCUGAACUAUUGGAAAAUCCUUUGCCCCUUCUUCGACCGAAACAAGAGACCUCUGAAGAAGAUCGCCAUCGUCCUGGAUCGGCGGAUAGUAAGAAAAGUACUGGCGAAAACUUUGAUUCGGCUAACUCGUUACGUCGGCUCGAAAACUUAUCUCACGGACCGCUAAACGAUAUGAUGAUGCAACGAGCUGCAGGGUUUCUUGGAGGUCCACAAUUUCCUCCAUUAAGCUAUCUGAUGAAUGCCGCUCCGCCUAGCCCCGCCAGAUCACGUUCCCCAUCUCCGAUGGUUAAUCAAGAGCAAGACCCAGAUGAAUCCGACGACAACGUUGAUUAUUGCGAAGAAGGCAACUGUUUCAAUGAUCCAGACGUUCCACUCGACAAGGACAAUCCAAAGAAAUGUUCAGCUUGCGGAAAGCUGUUCCAAAAUCACUUUGCCGUCAAGACACAUUAUCAAAACGUCCACCUAAAGCUGCUACACAAGUGCAACAUCGACGGAUGCAAUGCCGCUUUCCCCUCAAAACGCAGUCGUGAUCGUCACGCCUCCAAUCUGAAUCUUCAUCGAAAGCUCUUGUCUACCACAGCCGACAGCAACGAAACCGUGCUAUCGAUGGAGAAGCAUCAACAACAGCAACAGUUUUCUGGUGCAGGCACUUUUCCGAGCUCAACUCUGCCGGCUGAAUUCUUGGCCCGUCUGUACGCCGACUCACAAAAGUUCCCAAUAAAUUUGGAAGCAGCUUUCAAAAGCCAUACCCUCUCACCCGGUGGUGGAGCCUAUGCCGAACACUUUCUUAACGGAGCGACAGGUCAGCGUGGUUUCUCGCCCGCAGCAGCAAAUCCCUUCUUGUUUCCACCACUCGGCGGAUUGGCGGGAUUUCCUGGACUGUCCCAGUUUUCACAUCUUUUACCGCAUCCGCUAAAUGGCAUAUCUUCGCAACUGUCCUGUAGUGGAGGCGCCGCUGGUGGUACUUGUGGUGGCCGAAUUUCGGCUUCCAGAUCCGACUCUCCGAUAUCUACAUGUUCACCUCCUGCCGCCACCAACAUUCCAUCGCCGCUUUCGCAGCAGGACAGGACCACUCCAACUUCCGGCAACGGGGGGUCAUUCCACAAUUCUUCUUCGGAUCCGCGAUCAUCCGUUGUUACCGUCGAUAACCGUCGCACACCAGAUUCACUUUCGUGA